This is a messenger RNA of Acanthosepion pharaonis, 2484 nucleotides long. The record is from the annotation of a GenBank genome assembly. Lineage: Eukaryota; Metazoa; Mollusca; Cephalopoda; Sepiida; Sepiidae.
AUGACUUCCGUCGAAGAGCUCGUGUUUUAUGCAAAUGGAAAGAAAAUCUGUGAAAAGAAUGCUGACCCUGAAACAACAUUACUAACAUAUUUAAGAGAAAAAUUACUCCUCAAAGGAACCAAAUUAGGAUGCGCAGAAGGAGGGUGUGGAGCAUGCACAGUCAUGGUUUCCCGUUACGACCGCCAAAGACGGAAAAUCUUGAAUUAUUCAGCUAACGCAUGCUUGAUGCCUGUUUGCGCAGCUCAUGGUUUGGCAAUUACUACUGUAGAAGGCAUUGGUAGUAUUCAAAAUGGACUCCAUCCAGUACAGGAAAGAAUUGCUAAGUCCCACGGUUCGCAGUGUGGGUUUUGUACACCCGGUAUUGUUAUGUCAAUGUAUUCACUGAUCAGAAACAAGCCAAACCCCACCAUGGAAGAUAUAGAAAAUGCGUUUCAAGGUAACUUAUGUCGCUGUACUGGUUACAGACCUAUCUUGGAAGGAUUUUCGACAUUUGCCAAGGGCUGCGGAAUUAAUGGUAAAUGCUGUCAACAAAAUGGAAAUAACUCAGUAGACAAUAAAGGUUGCGGAGUCAAUGGCAAAUGUUGUCAACAGCGUAACACUGGUUCACUCCAAAACAACAAAGGCUGCGGAAUUAAUGGUAAAUGCUGUCAACAAAAUGGAAAUAACUCAGUAGACAAUAAAGAAGUCGAAAAAUUGUUUGAUGAAAGCGAAUUUUUACCAUAUGAACCAACGCAAGAACCGAUCUUUCCUCCCCAACUUCAGUUAAGUGAUGAAUAUGACGUGAAAAGUUUAAAAUUCAUUGGAGAACGAACAAUAUGGUUUCGUCCUGUGACCCUUUCAGAACUGCUAGAACUAAAACAACAAUACCCCCAGGCAAGAAUCGUCAACGGCAAUACUGAAGUUGGUGUGGAAACAAAAUUUAAAAAUAUGUUUUAUCCCACACUCAUCUACCCUGGUAACGUACCGGAACUAAAUAUUAUUGAAAACAUUCCCGACGGAAUUAUGAUCGGAGCUGCUGUCAGUCUUGCCCGUAUGGAAGAAAUCCUCAAGGAAGAAAUCAAAAGACUCCCGGACUACAAGACCCAAAUUUUCCGUGCCAUUGUCGAUAUGUUGCAAUGGUUUGCUGGUCACCAAAUCAGAAAUGUUUCUGCUAUCGGUGGAAAUAUAGCUACGGCUAGCCCAAUCUCCGAUAUGAAUCCACUAUUCAUGGCCGCAGGUGUCGUCUUACAACUAGCAUCUAAAGAUGGACACAGAGAAGUGAAGAUGAACAGUGAUUUCUUCAAGCGAUACAGAGUUACGGACAUGCAACCAAAUGAAGUGAUCGUGUCCUUAAAGAUACCUUACAGUCAAAAGAAUGAGUACAUGAGGGGUUACAAACAGUCUCAUCGUCGUGAAGAUGAUAUUGCUAUUGUGAAUGCUGGCUUUAGGGUCAAGUUCAAGGACGACAGUCAUGUGGUCUCAGAUAUUUCACUGGUUUUCGGGGGAAUGAGACCAAUAACAGCAAUGGCAACAAAAGCUAUGGAGAAAGCUAUUGGCAGGAAAUGGGAUGACAUGCUGGUGACUGAUAUGUGUGAUUGGCUGACUACAGAGCUACCUCUGAGCCCGGAUGUUCCCGGUGGAAUGGCCAGAUAUCGUCAAACACUUUGUUCCAGUUUCUUUUUCAAGUUCUUUCUGAACGUUUGCCAACAACUUCAACUCAAAGUUAAACCGGAAGAAUUAAGCGGAGGUGAAGGUAUUCAUUAUGAACCCUGCCAAGGCAGUCAAAUAUUCGAAAAGUUGGACCCUGGACAGUUGAAGACAGAUCUUGUUGGACGGCCUGUUGUCCAUAUGUCCGGUCUUAAACAAGCUACCGGAGAGGCAAUCUACCUCGAUGACAUUCCAAAAUAUGAGAAUGAACUUCGCCUAGCCCUUGUUAUGAGUACAAAGGCUCACGCUCGUCUUAUAAACGUUGACCCAUCUGAGGCCCUUUCUAUGCCUGGAGUUGUCGACUAUAUCGACUACAAAGAUGUUCCAGGGUCAAAUAUGUAUGGGUUCUGCAAAGAUGAAUACAUCUUUGCUGUGGAUAAGGUAACUUGUGAGGGGCAGGUAAUUGGUGCAAUUGUAGCAGACACUGCUGCGCAUGCCCAAAGAGCCGCGAAGAACGUAAAGAUAACUUAUGAAGAACUCACGCCAAUUGUGACUAUAGAGCAAGCGAUCGAGGCGAAUUCAUUCUACGUCACAAAGGAAAUUAAAGACGGCGAUCUGGAGGUAGGUUACAAGGAAUCUGAUCAUGUGAUCGAAAGAGAAAUUCGCAUUGGAGGACAGGAGCAUUUCUAUUUGGAAACCCACUCGACUCUCGUCAUUCCCAAAAAAGAAGACCACGAACUGGAGAUUUAUGCCUCAACCCAAAACAUAAACGAACUUCAGCUGGGUAUUGGAAGUGCUUUAAACAUUCCCGCAAAUAGAUUUUGUGUGCGGGUGAAAAGAAUUGGUGAGUCAAUGUAA